CCUCAUAGAGAUAGAGCGUGUUUGGGUUACGAUACGAGCUGCCAGUUUUUACAUUACAUACACACACAUAUCACAGGCGAUUGUUUUUGCAGCUAGAAAGUUAAAAUCGUCGCGUUCGGAUCCAGACGGUUCACCAUACUCUAGUCAUACGGCACGGUAGCUUAUUAAGUUAACAUUUUCGCCUGGUUCUGUGAUAAUUUCCGAUUGACUGAGCCCGACGUGUGCAGUGUUCGUCCAGUACAGUUAUCGUUAUGAAAAAGUGUAGAUAACCGCAUCGGUAUAGAUAUGGAACAGCCUGUCGUGUCCGACAAAGACAUCCCCCAAUGGAAGAAAGACCUGAUCGCCCGCCUGAGGAGCCAAAACAGAACCGCUGCCGCUGCGGCAAUCAGCAAUUCGAACUCGUCCCCGAAUCGGCAGUCAACCUCAACCGGUGCAUCCGCUAACGCGCUGGUACGGCCGGCAGUACCGUCGGAACCGCUCGCGUCGCAUAAUGGCACUAACGGCGUGAAGAUGGUGCAGGAACGCGUUUGGGCCACCGAGAGUGUCGGCUAUCGGAAAGCCGACAGCGAUUCCGACUCUGAAGACCUCCACUAUGGCCCCGGGAUCGUGAAGAAGCUCAAGAACAAGUAUUUGAGCUUGGCGCUACGCGAAAGUAACGCUCGACCGACUAUUUUGCAUAUGCGGAAAGCCACAUCGUUGGAACAUCUGCUGGACGAGGAGCCUUCUAAUGAAAAACACGUUCAAACCAGGCAAGAGACUCGGAGGAAUGCCCCGAAUCGAUACAGGAACGCUUCUAGGGGUGAAAUGAAACGGGCUAGGUCCGUUGAAACGAUAUCCAGGACACCAAACAAUCACAUUCCUGCCAACAGUAUUUUGAACCGGCAAUUGCUUCAUGAGGAGAUUGCACUUAAAGAAAACGGCGAAUAUCCCAUCAAGUCUCAAGAAAACAUCACAAGUAGAAUAAACAGACCAAAGAGGAUACAGCCCCUCUUGAGUGAGAAAGAAAAACCUCCUGUAGAUAAAGUAAAGCAAGCGAAGAUGAUCUUCGAAAGGAGGCCAGAGCAAAGAACAAGAGCUCCUCCGCAGACUGGGGAGGUGCAAGCAAAGGUGGAAUGUUUCAAUAAUAGGAUUGUGAAGGCCAAAGUAGAGGCCAAGGUGGCUAAGAAACCACCUAUUAAACAUACCAAGCCAGUACUUACCGAUAAAGUGAAAUGUAAUGCUCAAAAAUGUCCCAAGAGCUUGGCAGUGGACACCAUUCCAGCUAAAAGGGAGCUCACUGAAUCACUGCCUAGUCCUAUACCAGACGUUUCUAGAAUAGACUUCCAGAACGGCCAAUGCGGCGACAAGAAAAACAGCACUCUCUCUGAAACGCCCGAUCUCAUCUUAACAUCUAGUCCGAUGGCCAUGCUCACCUCCCCUACCUAUAAAGCCAACUCCACGGAGCAUUUCCUCAAAGAGGAGAUCCGUAAUUGUUCUCCUCUCCUCAAUAGCGAUCAUCAUCAACAGCAUUCGCCCAAACAUUUCCACAGCCCCCUGUUGAGCCCCGUCAAGGGGAACAUGUCGCCUACAAGUCCUAAGAGCAGCUCUAGAAUAUUGAGCUAUGAAGAGGAGGAUGGUCGGAGAAAAGUGCAGAAUGGGGGGCCUCAUGUUAAUACGGCGAAUACCACGUCCAUAUUCAACUUCACCAACAAACCCUCUGCGACUUUGAACAGUAACAUCUGCGAAGAAAAAACACCACCCUCAGUCCCAUUGCAAAUCGACGUGAACGGCUCUUCCACAGUCGUACCCACCAAGAAACGCCCACACAUAUCUCCACCACGUUUCUCCCCUCCCCCGCCUCCUAAACUGGCGCCUGAAACCCCUGCGCAGGUCGCCGAGAAGAACCUGCGCAACCUGCAGCAAAACGGAGCCGCCGAAGUGGUUAACCGAAACGUGGUGGUGGUCACCAAGAGGACCUCAACGGGGACGGCGUCCACCAGGUGCCACCAGGAGUCGACAACGGCGGUGUUCAAUUUCACAAACAGAAAAGAUGUGCCGGAUUAUAUCGCUAACGAUCGGUCGAGGUCGCCGAGCAAACCCGAGCUCCCGAAGGUGAGUGUUUUCGAGUUUAUGACUUAUUUAGUAUGAAGGAUAUUUGAACGGAAGCAGACAUGCAAAGAUUUAGGUCCUGGUACAUCC
Messenger RNA from Acanthoscelides obtectus, 2178 nucleotides. NCBI's taxonomy places the organism in Eukaryota, Metazoa, Arthropoda, Insecta, Coleoptera, Chrysomelidae. The record is from the annotation of a GenBank genome assembly.